AAAUAACUUGAAAAUUGUUUUAAAGAAAAAGUAAGAUAAUAAUAUAUGAAUACUUCAGCUUAUUGGUGUGCUGUCGAUCUUGAACUAUCGACAUUAAUCCUGCAACUCCUUUCUUUUUUUGUUCAGAUCUUUGAAAAGUCUUAUCUUUGCUAGACUCGAAAUGGCUGCUGGCAAGUAUCAAGAAUCCUACUCUCCACGGUUUCCUAAUUGUAAAUAUCAAGUGUUCUUGAGUUUUAGAGGUGAAGACACCCGCAAGAACUUUACCGAUCACCUCUACACGGCCCUGGUUCAAGCAGGGAUUCACACAUUUAGAGAUGAUAAUGAAAUUAGGAGAGGAGAGAAUAUAGAUUUCGAGCUCCAGAAGGCAAUACAAGAAUCAAAAAUAUCGAUAAUCGUGUUCUCCAAAGACUAUGCUUCGUCGAGAUGGUGCCUCGAUGAACUUGUAAUGAUCAUGGAACGUAAGAGGAAUGUGGACUGCCUAGUUUUGCCAGUAUUCUAUGAUGUGGAUCCAUCCCAAGUCGGACGUCAAACAGGGAGCUUCGCUGCAGCAUUUGUGGAACAUGAAAAGAGCUUCAACGAGGAGAAGGAGCGGGUGAGUGGGUGGAGGAUUGCUUUGAAAGAAGUUGCAGAUUUAGCUGGGAUGGUUUUAGGAGAUGGGUAAGUUGUAUCUCUUGAUGAAACUACACAUACCAUAAGACUAGAAUGCUGGUCGUGAACUCUUAAUUUCUUUCAGUUAAGUGUACUGAUAGGAAAACAUAUAAUAAAAAUAAAAUAAAAUACUUAAGAUUUCUUCGUUG
Molecule: messenger RNA, 797 nt
Organism: Populus euphratica (Euphrates poplar)
Lineage: Eukaryota; Viridiplantae; Streptophyta; Magnoliopsida; Malpighiales; Salicaceae
Product: TMV resistance protein N-like
Exons: 1
Coding region: 161-661 (166 amino acids)
Biological process (GO): signal transduction
Source: RefSeq, a predicted model, not a curated record